Molecule: messenger RNA, 2214 nt
Organism: Pestalotiopsis fici W106-1
Lineage: Eukaryota; Fungi; Ascomycota; Sordariomycetes; Amphisphaeriales; Sporocadaceae
Exons: 2
Coding region: 1-2214 (737 amino acids)
Source: RefSeq, a predicted model, not a curated record
AUGUCUUCCUGGGUGUCCCUAUGGCCCAGUGAAAGGGCGCCGGUUUGUGCCGAGCACAUGCGAACAACUUGCCACGAUUGCUUGCAAAGCUACAACUGCGACUCACAAGGCGAAUACAGCCCCGAAGUCUGGUACGAUUCAAAGGAGCCGCGUAGAACGGAUAUCUACUUUGGGAAACACGCGCUAUUCAUCCCUCAAAUCGACACACAUCUAGGGCUCACGGCCGGCCUGAAUGCUAACAGCACGAAUAUCGGAAAGUUCAACGUGUUGGAGGAUAUCGAGUUCAACAGCAACAAUCUAAUCUUGCCUCCGCCCAUGGCACCCGACAAAGAAUGGUGUGUGGAAUGUCCAAAGUGCAAUCUUAUGUGGAUGGUUGGCGUUGAAGGGCUCUACUCGGCGGCAAGCCACCCAGCCCACCGGGUCAUGAGGGAUAAGCGCACUCUUGUCUGCUGGGCAGGCGUCCAGCCUCUGGGAGAGUUUGACAGACAGUCAGAAGUGGAAUACCGCGCAGCCUACUACUUUGGUCAUUUGUCAAAAUUCAACGGUUCGACCAAAGAUGACAGCCCCAACAAAGCACUGCUCACCACAAUCAUCGAAAUGCUGCGCAAAGUUCGUUUUUCCGUGUUACCAGAACGAUGUGCUUUGAUUGCCGAGGCGGCCAAGAGCAACAGUGAGGUUUUCUUGGAAAAGGCACGCAUCUUCCGCCUCGUCGUCAUGGUUUCAGAUCCCGAUUUCAUCGAUUUCAUCGUAGCCAUGCGCACGUGCGUCUGGUGGAAGCCUCAGUUCCAGACUUGGAGAACCCUAGAUGGGGAAAUGAUGGAUUGCACAUACAAGCUUGGCUCAUACGACUUGUUGCAUGAAAUUGAAGAGGAGAUCGAAGCCCUCUCGCAGAUUGGUAUCCUUGUCAAAUGGUAUCCCGUCCACGAGUCGAUCAAUAUAGCAACGAAUCUCAAUUUGACACAACUCAAGGGCAAAGAAGCUCUCAGACCGCAAAAUUCGUCCGUUGCAAUGCCCAGCAAACCGUCCAGCAAACUGCCCAGCGAACUACAGGGCAAGGUGAAAGCCGCACCCAGUGUGGCAUAUCCAAUGGUCCUCCCCAGCGUCGAGAAGGAGACGGAUUCCAGUACAGAAGCAAGAAAACCGCAGACUCCUUUCAUAGACAUGCCUAUUUCACGAAAGAGGAAGUCCGACCCUGUUAAGAAUGGCACCAGUAGCCCACCAAAGAAGACAAAAUCCGAAUCCAUCGACUUGGACGACUUGAACGACUGGAACCGCUUCAAGCACGUGCCUAUUGAAACGCUGAGGAACUUCCAAAAAGACAUGAGUGAGUUAGAAGAGAAGGCAAAUUCCAUACCCAUCCACUUUAAGCAAUGGGACAGCACCAUGAAGGUGCCUAGUUCACAGCCAAGGAAACCCGAAAAUGCUGAAGAAGGCACCGGCAGCUCAAAAAAGAACAUCCAAUUCCAAAAUAUGGACUGGAGCAGCUUUGCCGACGAAAUGCUCAACGCGAGCGGCCUCAGCCCUGAAAUUACCAAUAGGGCAAGGGCUGAAUUCAAUAUUGUUAGUGCAUCUACAAGUGGUCAUGCGACUGCCACAAAGGGAAGCACCAGCCCUAAAUUUGCCAAUGUAUCUAUGGGCGAAGACGUUGGUGACGACGAUGUAGGUGGCAUUGACGACGUUGGUGGCAAUGACGAUGAUCGCCCUAAAAGCGACUGCGAUAAUGACCACGAUGAUUGCCCCGAUAGCGAGUUCGAUUAUGAAGACGAGGUCUCUGAUGACUCUAGCUCUGAGGACUCUAGCUCUACAAGCGAGUCUGCGGCAUGGUCUGAACAUGUUCAAGAGCUCAGAGAACAUUCAAAAUGCAUAGAAAUUGGACGUUCAAACUCUGGAAGAGGCUCCGGCGACCUUAUCGAUCAUGAGGUAUAUGAAAGGUUCUGGAGUGACAUAGAUGCCUAUUCCCCUGCCUCGGAGUCCGUACUUUCAAAGCACCAAGCAGAGACAUCUGACGAUGGUUCUCGUGAAGUCCUUCCAACUCCAACUCCGACAAUUGACGCCUCGCAGUUGAUGCAACGGGAUCUUGCGUCUCAGACUUUUACUGUCGCUGCGGUAUUAGCUAAGAAGCAAGCUGCCGAGGAAGAGGACGAGAUUUUCAGAGAGCAAGACAAAUUUUCAAAAGAGAAAGCAGACACAGGAGACGCGGGAAAGGAGCCUUAG